Mus caroli (Ryukyu mouse) is the source of this 2166-nucleotide messenger RNA. It is a transcript of the gene Zbtb9, whose product is annotated as zinc finger and BTB domain containing 9. Gene Ontology annotation, biological process: regulation of transcription by RNA polymerase II. NCBI's taxonomy places the organism in Eukaryota, Metazoa, Chordata, Mammalia, Rodentia, Muridae. The record is from RefSeq and is a predicted model, not a curated record. Gene Ontology annotation, molecular function: DNA-binding transcription factor activity, RNA polymerase II-specific; RNA polymerase II cis-regulatory region sequence-specific DNA binding; protein binding.
CUGGUGGUUGAGGUGCUCCGACGCGGUCGCGCGUGCGGUGGGGGCGUGUCGGUGGGAAGUCGCGGGGCCGGAGCUUACGGAGCCGGCCGGGGCGAGCACGGUGAGGAGGGGCGAGCGGCGGCGGAGGGCGACCGGAGCCGGCGAGCCUUCACCCCGUAUAGAACCCUGCACUGCCCGACUCCCCAGGAUUUAUUUCUCUUCCCGAGGUAGCCAUGGAUGCUUCGACUCCUUUGCCUCCCGCAUCCUCUUCUCCGAGAUGCAAUCCAGCCCCACAGACGAUCCACAUUGAGUUCCCUCAUCAUAGCUCUUCGCUGCUGGAAUCCCUGAACCGCCACAGGCUGGAGGGAAAGUUCUGUGAUGUGUCCCUCCUGGUUCAGGGCAGGGAACUUAGGGCUCACAAAGCAGUCUUGGCUGCUGCCUCUCCUUACUUCCAUGACAAGCUGCUUUUGGGGGAUGCGCCCCGACUGACUUUACCGAAUGUCAUCGAGGCCGAUGCGUUCGAGGGACUGCUUCAGCUCAUUUAUUCAGGAAGCCUCCAUCUGCCUCUGGACGCCCUCCCUGCCCAUCUCCUUGUAGCCAGUGGCCUUCAGAUGUGGCAAGUGGUAGAUCGGUGCUCAGAGAUUCUUCGAGAACUAGAAACGUCUGGUGGGAUUUCAGCCAGUGGAGGAGCCUCCAGCCUCACACUUAUUUCCACAACAUCUUCAGGAGGCUGGUGCAUUCGCUCUUCCCCUUUCCAGAACCCAGUACGCUCCUCUGCUUCUACAGAGAAUUCUGUUUCUCCUGAGAGCCCCGCUGGAGGGGAGGGGAGUGAACUAGAAGGAACAUUACAGAUUCAGGUGAAAGUAGAGGAGGAAGAGGAGCAGGGGUCAGCAGCCCCACUCUUUCAGACUCCUCAGCCCGCGAGAGUGUCAGGAGGGGUUUCCCAAGCUUGUGGAUCCCACCCAUUGCCUACACCUGCUCUUCCCAGCAAGCCUUCAGAGGAUGAGAACUCAACAGUAGAUCCUCCUGCCCCUCCUGUACAAGCUUCCCAAAUCUUAUAUGUGAAUCAGGAAAACGUUGAGUGUAAGGAGGAGAUAGCAAGAGGCAAGGCUCCGUCUGGAGGAUCAAAGGAAAAGACCAAAGUACUAUCCGGAGAGGACUCUGAGGAGAAGGGGGAGCUGAGAUACUUGCUGUCCUCAGGAGGAGGGGAAACGUCUGGGGCAGGAGAUCCAUCGUGGAAACCAGUGGAUCUUCAUGGGAAUGAAAUCCUGUCAGGGGGUGGAGGACCUGGAGGAACAGGGCAGGCUAUGCAUGGGCCUGUGAAGCUAGGAGGGACACCCCCUGCAGAUGGGAAGUGCUUUGCUUGCUUGUGUGGAAAACGGUUUGCAGUAAAGCCGAAACGAGACCGACACAUCAUGUUGACGUUCAGCCUUCGCCCUUUUGGAUGUGGCAUCUGUAAUAAACGUUUCAAGUUGAAGCAUCAUCUGACAGAGCACAUGAAGACCCAUGCGAGAGCUCUGCAUGCGUGUCCCCAUUGUGGCCGUCGGUUCCGUGUCCAGGCCUUCUUCCUUCGCCACCGGGACUUAUGCAAGGGCCAGGGCUGGCCCACUUACCACUGGACUUACAAAUGACUCCUGGUGCUCUCUAGUGAUUUCUAGGACAAGAUAGCCCCUGCUGCUGCUGCUGGACUCUUACCUUCACCACCUCAGUCCUGGAUUGUAUAAUCAUUUCAAGAGAUUAUAUAUAUAUUGUCACGAACCCCUUCCUCUUGGGCAUGGGUCUCACCCUGGUAGUCCAGGUUUAGACAGACUUUAGAAAAUCAUGCUUCUGAUCACUUAACCUAAAUGGCCCUUUUUGUAUUGAUAGCCAGUGAGGGAACUGCUGACCUCAGAUUAGUGAGAGAAGAGCUGGAGCAUUGCCAGACUAAGGUCUGAGCGGCCUCUCCCUCCCUGUCAGCAGUAUUCUGUUCCUGUACUUUGUCAUUUUUUUCCUUUUUAGGUUCUAGCAUUGCCAGACUAAGGUCUGAGCGGCCUCUCCCUGUCAGCAGUAUUCUGUUCCUGUACUUUGUCAUUUUUUUCCUUUUUAGGUUCUCACCAGUAGACACCUCUCCCAAAUAUCCUUUUAAAAAUACUUGAGUGGGGCUGGAGAGAUGGCUCAGUUGUUAAAAGCACUCUCUGCUCUUCUAGA